AUGAAAUCCAAACUUCCCACCUACGCCAAUAACGAUGAACCAGCUCCUCCAUCGUACACCGAAUCCUUCUCAUCAUCCUAUUCCUCUCCCGCAACAUCCAAAAUAUCGAUACCCGUUUCCUCUCCAUCCAGCUCCAGCACCUACGGCAUCCAAGCCCAAAUCCAAACCCAGCUCUCCCACCUCAGCACCCAAUACCACACAUACCAAACCCAAAAGACGCUCCUCGCACACGCCCACGAACAGAAAAUCCUCUCUCUACUCACCGACCAAAUCCAAAUCUACCUCUCCGAAUUUGCGACUACUGGGUUGCGAAAAGGUACUUUGAUAAUGAUACCAGCGCAUUGUCUUGCGAAUGAAAACGCAACACCGCUUGAGUUUGGUGGGGAGGAUACCGGUGUUAGUGCAUAUGACGUAUUUGUGGAAGUGGGUGAUACGGAUAAAGAAAGUCUUGAAGUUAAUGGCGGGGUGUGGUAUUGGGAAGAUGAGGAUAUGGCGGAGCGGUUGGCCGGGUCUUUGAAUUCGUUUGCCGAAUUACCAUCCAGGCAAGCCGUUGCACAACAAAAUACCGUUGCUGUUCAAGGAAGCGGUAGCAGUAGCAGCAGGUUUUGGAUAAAGAAGAACUGUUCGAAGAAUGUUGAGAAUGUGAAGAUUAAUGAAGUUGUGGCGGAGUGGAAAGAUCAGGUGUUGAUGGAUGUGAAGGCCGAGGAAGUGGUUUUUGAAUAUGAGAAUAGCUUUGGUCUUUUGGAGACUCAGAGGGGAUAUGGUGUUGUACUUCAUUUGGAGAUAGUUACGAGGAGGUGGUAG
Molecule: messenger RNA, 804 nt
Organism: Sclerotinia borealis F-4128
Lineage: Eukaryota; Fungi; Ascomycota; Leotiomycetes; Helotiales; Sclerotiniaceae
Source: the annotation of a GenBank genome assembly